Molecule: messenger RNA, 309 nt
Organism: Vicia faba (fava bean)
Lineage: Eukaryota; Viridiplantae; Streptophyta; Magnoliopsida; Fabales; Fabaceae
Source: the annotation of a GenBank genome assembly
AUGUUGAUGGGAGUGUUGGCGGUAUGGAGAAUACAAAGAGUUCUUUCGAUUGAGAUAGUGGUGUUCUUUCUAUCAGGAAAAAAACUCUGUAACUCAGCCGAUAAAAUAGAGGAGGAAGAGCAGCAAUUUGCGUUUAGCGAUUUGAUUAGGGAGGUUUUUUUGAGGUUUAAAAUAGAAAUCAGAAGUGGAUUCGACUUGAAAUUAAGUUAUGCAAAAGAUUUCAGAUCCAUGCAUGUUAAGCCUUUAGAACUGACAAAAGCGUAUGGAAAAACUUCAAGCAAGCUUUCAGGUUUUGGGAAGCAUGUGUAG